Messenger RNA from Cydia amplana, 484 nucleotides. It is a transcript of the gene mRpS14, whose product is annotated as small ribosomal subunit protein uS14m. The transcript has 3 exons. Gene Ontology annotation, biological process: translation. The record is from RefSeq and is a predicted model, not a curated record. NCBI's taxonomy places the organism in Eukaryota, Metazoa, Arthropoda, Insecta, Lepidoptera, Tortricidae. The coding region runs from base 60 to 452 and encodes 130 amino acids. Gene Ontology annotation, cellular component: ribosome; mitochondrial small ribosomal subunit. Gene Ontology annotation, molecular function: structural constituent of ribosome.
UUACAAUAAACAAUUUGGAAGGAAUUAAUUAAACCUUUGGUCGUAUAUUAUACAAAAACAUGAAUUUAAACAUAUCUAGUCUUGCAAAUUUUGUCUGGAAGUCACAAGCAGUCGCUGGAUGUAAUUAUCAACAAGUGAGGAACAAAUGGGCAAAUUGGCUUAUGAUAAGAGAUGUAAAGCGGCGUCGCCUGAACGCUGAACACUACCUUGAGAGGACCAGAAUCAACGCUCUGAGGAAGAACGAUGUGCUGCCUGUGGAGAUAAGGGAGAUGGCAGAUAAAGAAAUCAACAAGUUUGAGCUCAACUCCACUCCUCUAAGGAUCAACAACAGAUGUGUUAUUACAUCUAGGCCCCGUGGAAUUGUAAAGGAAUGGCGCAUGAGCCGUAUUGUGUGGAGACACCUCGCAGACUACAACAAGCUUUCUGGAGUACAGAGAGCCAUGUGGGGCUAAUUUAUCCAGAUUGUUCUUAGUCAUCAUAGUGU